Molecule: messenger RNA, 2829 nt
Organism: Oldenlandia corymbosa var. corymbosa
Lineage: Eukaryota; Viridiplantae; Streptophyta; Magnoliopsida; Gentianales; Rubiaceae
Source: the annotation of a GenBank genome assembly
UAUUAUUUGGCCUUGCUUUUACUCCUUGGAAGAAGAUGUAAUAUCCAUCACUUAAAAAAAAAAAAAUCAAAUGUUUACUUGCAUUGAAUUGCAACAUCUCAUUCAGACCAAUUAGUGUGUUUUACCCUUUCCAUGUUAAUUCCCCCGUUCGUUUGUGACUCUUUUCUUCCUGGAAACCGAAUUUGUUUUCAAGAAUAAUGGUGGUUCAUCUGCACCGAAACUUCAUCCUGAUCCCCAAAUUCCAAUCUGUCGUCAAUCUUUCUACUUCUUCAUCAUCAAGAAUAACAUGCAGCCUAAUGUCCUCAUCAGAUCAUGAAGAAUCCGCUAGAAGAAUCGGAGAGGUGGUUUUCAAUGAAGUAAAAUUCUCAACAUCAGCUUAUGACACAGCAUGGGUUGCCAUGGUUCCCUCGAGGGAGUUCCCCGCCGAAAAGCCGUGUUUCCCGGGAUGUUUGGAUUGGGUACUUGAGAAUCAGCAGAAAGAUGGUUCAUGGAGUGGCCUUCAGUCAGCUCCAGGACAGCACAAGCAGCAGCUGCUUCUCAAAGACUCACUCUUGUCUACACUUGCCUGUUUGCUUGUUCUCAGAAAAUGGCGAGUUGGUGAGCAACUUCUGCUACAAGGACUUGAAUACAUAAAAUCAAAUGCUUUUGCUGCUUUUGACCCGCAUCAAGUUUCUCCAGUUGGAUUUGAUGUGUUGUUUCCUGGAAUAAUCAAACAGGCCAAACUCCUAGACUUGAAUAUGCCUUUAGAUGCGACAUUGCUGGAUCUAAUCCUUAAAAAUCACGAGCUGAAAAUUGCAAGAAUUCAGGGAAAUGAAACAGCGUUAGCAUACUUUGCUGAAGGAGUUGGAACAUCAUGUAGCUGGAAAGAGGUUUUGAAAGUUGUUCAAAGGCCAAAUGGCCUAAUUCUAGGUUCACCAGCUGCAACAGCUGCUGCUUUGAAUCAGCAUUUUGACUACAAGCUCUUUGCAAACUUGUGCAAAUUCGUGAACCAAUCCGUCCAAGGGGUACCUACCAUUCAUCCACAAAGCAUGUAUAUUCCCCUGAAGUUAGUCGAUGUGGUUGAAAGGCUGGGGUUAAAACGAUAUUUCACCCUGGAAACAGAAAGAAUUCUUAAUGAAACCUACAGGUCAUGGAAGCGAAGAGAUGAAGACAUUGUAUCAGAUGUAACCUGUGUUGCCCUAGCAUUUCGACAUUUAAGAUUAAGAGGGUAUGAAGUUUCUUCAGAAGAAUUGGUGGGAUUUGCUGAUGAAGAAAGUUUCUUUCGUACAAUAAGUCCCCAAUUCACUGGAAUGACUACCAUUCUGGAAUUGUACAGAGCUUCGCAAUAUUCCCUUACUUUGGGAGAUGAAGUCAUCCUUGGAAAGAUUAAUGCUUGGACUGGAGCAUAUCUGAAGCAGCAGCUGUUAAAUCAAAGCAUAAUCGAUAGAAGAUUACGUAUGGAGGUGCAGAGCACUCUGAAAAAUUAUCAUGGUGCCCUAGAACGUGUCGUAAACAGGCAAUUCAUAGAGCAAUAUAAUGUAGAUGAAGUUCAAAUGCUGAAGACGGCUUACAGGUGCUUCAACAUAUCCAACACGGAUCUUCUAAAUUUUUCGAUAUCAGAUUUUAAUGCAUGCCAAUCCCUUCAUCAGGAUGAGCUUAAACAGCUUGAGAGAUGGUUUGGAAUGAAUGGGUUGCGGGAUGUGAAUGCCCCAAAGAAUGUCUUGCAUUCUGCUUACUAUUUGAUUGCAGCUGAUAUGUUUGAACCUCAACUCUCCGGGGUGCGAAUUUCAUAUUCACAAACUGUUAUCCUGUUAGCAAUUGUUGAUGAUAUGUUUGACAAGGCUGCCUCAAGAGAAGAGCUGAUUAACAUUAUCGACUUGGUAAAAAUUUGGGAUAAACAUUCAGCAACAACUGGAAAUUGGUCUAAGAAAGUUGAGGUCUUCUUCUUGGCUCUUUACAACACAGUAGAAGAGAUGUCGGAGAAAGCUUUCGCUUAUCAAGGGCGUUGCAUUAAGCAACACUUGAUAACUUUGUGGCAAGAACUUUUGGAAGGGAUGAUGACAGAGGUAGACUGGUGGUGUGAAAACCGAGCGCCUAACAUGGACGAGUAUUUAUCCGUUGGGGCCAGAACUAUUGGAUGCGAUGUAUGCAUACUCACUUCAAUUUAUUUCAUUGGCCCUAUUUUAUCACAAGACGUAAUUACAAGUGAAGAAAUUAGAUCCUUGUGCAAACAUGUCGGCAUUGUUUCCCGACUUCUCAACGAUCUCCAAACAUGGGAGGUAAGUUAAACACCACCAAAUCACCAAAGAGAUUUUUAUUGUUAAUUCCUAAAAAGUGUCAAAUUCUUGACAGAAAGAGGUCGGAGAAAGAACGCCGAAUAGUGUGUCCUUACUUAUGCAUGAAAGUUGUGGCGCCAACAAGUCGAUUUUAGAAGUUACGACAAGUGUGCAGCGGAUGAUUGGAAGUAGCAGACAGGAGUUGCUAAACUUAGUUCUCCAGACAAAAGGAAGCAUUGUACCGAGAGAGUGCAAAAACCUAUUUUGGACAACUAGCAAAAUAUCAUUCCAUUUAUACAACUUCGCGGACGAGUUCAAUUCUCCAAAGGAAAUCAUCAACAAUAUUCAAUCAGUGAUUUUUGAGCCCAUCAUCCAUAUGUCCCAAGUCCCGGACCAAUAGUUAUUUAGUCGUGUUACUUUGAGUUUAUCAUCAAAAACAUACAUUUAAUGUUCGGAUUAACCUAUUAUGCAUCGAAUAUUUAUUUGAUCUACCUGCGUCUUUUGUUUUUUGUAUUUAUCAGUGCUAGAGGAUUGUUGAUUUUGGUAUUUUUAUUAGUUUAUUUAUUUAUUUUUU